Messenger RNA from Geodia barretti, 905 nucleotides. The record is from the annotation of a GenBank genome assembly. NCBI's taxonomy places the organism in Eukaryota, Metazoa, Porifera, Demospongiae, Tetractinellida, Geodiidae.
UUAUGGACUUAUGGAGGCUCUGGACACAUUUGUGUCCGUGGUGGCAGGUUAAGCUUUACUCACACAUUACACUACAAUUUUACAGCAUGGAUUUUGGUUGGCUGCUGACAUGUAGGUACACACAAAAUUGGUUGUGUUGUGUGUUUGACUAGCACGACUAACUUCUGCAAGUGCUUUAACGUGUUUUCCUGGUUCAUGUACACUAGAUGUAUGUUUAUUUCCACAUCUGACUAGUAAUGGGAACCGUAAGGUUUGGAGGUGCGAUAGACUUCCUGGGGGGUCAGUGGGCGGGGAUUGAACUGGACGACGCUGUCGGGAAGAACGACGGCUCUCUCAAGGGAAUCAGGUUCUUCACCUGCAAACCCAAGUUUGGUCUCUUCGUUCCGAUGCAGAGAAUCUCCAAGGCUCCAAUGAGGCAGUUGUCCACAGAGAGAAGGAAAAAGAUGGCCGCCAAUGGAGGGAGAAAGAGGGAGUCUGUUCCUCUCUCUCCUCGCACCUUUGAGGCUCAGGGAACCAUGGCCGUCUCAACUGACCUACAGGUAGGAGAGAGAGUCAGUAUUGAAGGCAACGGGACCGGAACUCUGAGAUACGUCGGCAGUGUCAAGUUUGCACCCGGGAUCUGGAUGGGAGUGGAGUUGGACAGCGGGGGAGGCGACAACUCGGGGUCUCACACCGGAGUAAGAUACUUCAACUGCAGACCCGCCCACGGGGUAUUCCUACCUCCCUCCAAGGUCAAAAGACUCUCUCCUGCACCAACAGCAGCAACCUCCAGUGGCUCCUCUACCAACAGUGGCCCAACUACUGAUUCCACUGACUUCCCAGCCCACUCCUCCUCCUCCUCCUCCUCCUCCCCUCGUCCCUCUCCUCCCGUCAACAAACGAAGACUCAACACCUCCAACACCACA